Musca vetustissima is the source of this 600-nucleotide messenger RNA. RefSeq lists its product as uncharacterized. The record is from RefSeq and is a predicted model, not a curated record. The coding region runs from base 1 to 600 and encodes 199 amino acids. The transcript is spliced from 3 exons. Lineage: Eukaryota; Metazoa; Arthropoda; Insecta; Diptera; Muscidae.
AUGUCCAGAUUUAAUUAUUUAUUGUUCGGAGGGUUGUGUUUGAUGAUUGGCCUACAGCUGGUCCUGGGUCAAGUAGGCUUCCCGGAAGGUGUGGAUCAAGAUAAAGCGAAAGCUAAUCUAAAUGGUCGCACGCCAAUUUAUAUACCCUCAAGAUGUAAAGCCCAUGAACUAUUAUAUCCCGGUGAUCAAAAAGACGAUUGGGUUUGCGAUUGUGCUCCUGCCGCUCUCUAUUAUCCUGAAAGUGAUGGUUGUUUUCCCGCUUUUCGACAAGGCCCAUGUCCACCAAAUCAAAUUUUAGUGCUUGGCAACAACAACAUAAUACCUGAAUGUAUCCCAAACGCCUGCCAAGUCGAUGGCCAAAUACAAAUACAAAAAGUGUGCUAUGAAUUGGGCAAACCUGGACCCUGUCCAAGUUCUCAUUUAAACUAUGUACUUGGCGUUGAUCCAAAAACGAUGCAUAUUGAUUGUGUUAUACCGUUUGUGUCUUUAGCAAGUAGAUUCGGUAUGGAAACGCCAUCUCCAUAUGAUCUUAGCAAGGCUGAAAUCUGUGCUCGUGGCUCUAAAAGAGCAAUACAAGGCACAUGUCCAAAUCGAAAAUAA